GUUGGACUGUUCAAAGUCAUAAACGUCAAUAUUCAAAAACGAGCCUCAGAUUCAACCUCUAUAAUCUCUCUGUUUUCUGUUACCUGCUAAUCUUCGACGUUUGUGCCUUUAUUAAUCAUAUUUAGUAACUCCUAGAACUAGAAAAUCCCAAAUUUGUGAUAAUUGGGCGAAGCAUGAACGAUUAUUAUACGGCAGCAAAGCAGUAAAGAAACGCCGCCAGCAUUUUUAGGUUAUAAAGAUAAUUUAAACUUCCACCAGCCUAAAAAUGAUAAAUGCUCAUUCGAUAAUCCACCAACGAAUGGAAUCGGAAAUUCCCAUUCAAAAAAUGGAAAUUGCUGCAAGAAAUGUGGACAGGUCGCUUGCCAUGGACUGCAGCUCCCCAAAGCUAAUAGACUUGUUGAACAUCAAUGCACAAACCGGCUCAACAGCCAGUGGUUUGGUAGAUCAGGAUUACCCCUCUUUAAGCGGUUUUCCUGGAACUCUCAACAGUUUAUCGCAGGUGAAAAAUAUUAAUAACAUACCGCUUCCUGGAGAAAUUGUGGAUCACUUCAGUCAUGUUCAAUGCCACUGCAUGAUGGGUUUAUUUCCGGAAAUCAAUCGUGCAUGGCUAACGGUGGACAGUGAUAUAUACAUAUGGACGUAUGAAGAAAACACUGAUCUGGCCUAUUUCGAUGGAAUAAACGAAACAAUUCUAUGCGUGGGACUUGUGAAACCGAAACCGGGAGUUUUUCAUGCUUUUAUCAAAUACUUGCUAGUGCUAACUACUGCUGUGGAUAUUAUAGUAUUGGGAGUUACAUUUACCGAAGCAAAUCAUGGAGAAGCUGAAAUUCAUUUAAUUCCUGAUCCAGUUUUUACCCUUCCAACUGAUGGGAACACAGUUACUACCAUUGCCACCACUCACAGCGGCCGUUUGUUUUUUGGUACUAAGGAGGGCUCUUUAUUUGAGAUAGCUUAUCAGGCUCAUAGUGGAUGGUUUGGUAAACGUUGUAAAAUCGUAAAUCUCUCCACAAGUGUCUUAUCAUUCCUUGUGCCGUCCUUUCUGAAUGCAGCUUUAAGUGAGGAAGACAGUAUAGUUCAAAUAGCUAUAGACAAUAGCCGGAACAUUUUGUUCACUUUAACGGAAAAAGGAUCCAUAGAAGUAUGUGACUUGGGCGUAAAAGGCACUGGUUUUUCUAGAAUCACCAAAGUGUCUCAGAAUACCCUAGUUAGCCAAGCAAUGAAUACCGUCAAAACUCUGGAUAGCCAAAAUUUCCGACCUGUUAUUAGCAUUUCGCCAGUAGAAUCAUACGAGUCUGGAAACUUAAAUCUAGUUGCUAUUACACAAACAGGCGUUAGAUUCUACUUAUCUGUUGUCGGAUUGUCCAAUCAGCAACCGAACCAAAGGCCAUAUACUUUGACUCUAGUACAUGUUCGCUUGCCGCCUGGUUAUUCUGCUAAUGUUACAGUUAGGCCUAGAAGUGUUCAUAUGGCUCAUUACAGAGAUCGUAAUUUAGUUUUAAUCUCCAAUGUAAAAGACAAAGAUGUCUUAUGGUGUAUGAGUUCAGAUCUAUUCCCAUUUAGUUCCAGCUUAAUGGAAGCAUAUAAUACAAUUAGUUUGGAUGGUCCAGCUUUAGCACUAGCUGAGGUUCGUCAUGAUAACUAUCUUCACUUAAGCUCUGAGUUCCAAGAGGAACCUCCUUUAAUGGUACGUCAACAUUUUGAGGCACCAAAGAAAUAUGUAGUUUUAACAUCGCAUAGUGUUCAAAUAUUUGUUAAGCAAAGGCCAGUAGAUCUUUUAAGACAGAUAUUAAAGGAGAGUCACGGUCAAGAUACCGCAGCUUUAAAAUCAUUUUUUACUAUGCAAAAAGAAACUCAAGCCUGUGCCACUAGUUUAAUACUGGCUUCAUUGGAGAGCCAAGAAAACAUCCCAGUUGCCGAACUUGCUACUAGAGCAUUUUUUAUGUUUGGUGGUGAACCGCAAGUCGCUCCGUUAAAUCAAACCAACAUUUUUUCAGGCACCUCCAUAUUCUCUCCAAACAUAAUUUCUACUCCAGCUCCACAACAUCCUUCCAAUGCAUUUUCACCUCAUUCUUCCGUAGUUUCAACUCAACAAGACGGUUAUUCGAAUCUUACUUAUCAACCGGCUGGAGGUAUCCAAACAAGUUUUUCUCAACCAAUAAGGCAACAAACUGCAAUAGAUCUCAGCAAUUUUGUGAAUUACUCUGCCAAGCACAAUGGUUUAUACCUAUACCUUGGCAGAAUUCUAAGACCUCUAUGGAAUAAAAGAUGUGUAGAGAGAAUUUGCACCGAUGGAAAAAAUAUUAUGAAUACUAGCUCUAUUGCUGUCGAAGAUUGUCUGCAAAUUCAGAGCAAUUUGAAUGCUUUGCAUAAUUUCCUUAAGUUGAACACUCAGUUGUCUUCAGCUGUAACUACUACGCAUCAAGCUGCUCUAUACAGUUCUCCUGCGCUGAAUUUUACCGUUGCAAAUCCCACCCAACAAGACGCUCAAUUAGAAGAGAAACAGUCUCUGGAUGCGCUUAAAACAUUUGUGUGCCACUGCUGCCAAAUUGUUGGAUUGUGGAGAAUUUUGUGUGAUCAUCAGUUGCAUAACUUAGUCGGAGCGUUACCUGAAAAUCAGCAACAGAUUCUUCAAAACACCACCUUCAAAGAACUGUUCCUUUAUAGACGGGACAUUUGUAACAUUUUGAUAAAUACUUUAGUGGAUAGUUAUUUAGGAGACAACGCAUCUGUAGAUUCAAUUAGUAAUAAAUUAAUGGAAGUUUGUCCACAUUUGUAUAGACCGGAAGACGCAGCAUUUUCGAAGGCUAAUGAGCUUCUAAAAACCACCAGAGCCGUACAAAACAUGGACGAAAAGGAAGUGAUGUUAACUUCAGCAUUACAACUGUGCAAAAAUAUUGCUCCCAACGUCAAUCUACCGGAAAUUUGCAAGCAAUUCGUUUCUCUAAAAGCAUACAAAGCGGUUAUUGAGCUUUGCUCCCAUUGUGGUAGGAAGAUAGAUCCUGACAAGGUAGCUGAGAACUAUUUCAACAGUAACGAAACAACCGGUGAUCAAGAUGGUACGAAUAUGUAUCAGAGGCGAAUGGAAAUAUAUCGGGAAAUUGUUGGUAUGUUAGAAGCAAUUUACAACGAACAAGACCCGGUACCCAUUGCAAAACAAGUGUCGGACUACGCCGAUAAAAAGUCAAUUAUAUUAGAUGGAAUGGAAAGUACAAGACUUAAUUGGACCAUACAGCAAGUAAUUGAUGAAAUCCUGGCUUACGAUGAUGAACUGAUGCAUGUAGCCUUAUACGAUUGGAUGGCAACCAAACAGAUGACAAGCGACCUAAUUAAAAUAAACAAACCCUCUCUGGAGCAUUAUCUAAAACGAUGUUCACUUCAGAAUCCUGAAAAUAUUUCUAUUAUGGAUUUGAUGUGGAAGUUUUAUGAGAGCAAUAAUAAUCAUGCUGCUGCAGCGAAGAUCUUAAAUAGCCUCGCUUCACAGACUGGUACCAGUUUAACAUUGAGGGAACGACUGACUUACUUAGCGCGGGCGAUCAUGUGCAUGAGAAGUGACAAGAGUGGCUAUGCCCCAUAUCUAGGAGUAUUUCUCAGGGAUCUGGAAGACAAAAUGGAAGUUGCUCGUGUUCAAGAGCAAAUUUUAGAAGAAAUAAGCAAUUUAAGUGGCCAAGUUCCAAAUGCUGACGAAGCCGUGGCUGCAUUAAAUAGUGGACUUUACGAAAUAUCUCAGCUCUACGAAAACUUUGCCGAUCCUUUCAACUUGCUCGAAUGUCAAUUAGCUAUCAUCGACUGUGCUGGUUAUACCGACGAUGACAAUUUGAUUAAAUCCAUCUGGCAACAAAUUUUGGCCGAUGAGCUGAGAAAGUCAUCUGGAAGCGGAGAUGACCGCAUGUCUCAAUUAAUGAGCAAAGUCAAAGGAUUAGCCAAGCGAUAUGCGAAUUCUAAUAACUGCUUCCCACUGAGCUAUCUAGUAGGGGAAUUGGAAAUGGUCAACGCGAAACUGAAAACAUCGAAUAAACUAGCAGUACCAAAUUGUCUAAAGUUUGCAGAUAUUCCACUUGAAAAAGUGAUUCAAGUUUACAGCCAUUUACUCACUAUUUCCAUUAAUCUGGAUUUCUGGCAAAGUGAGGAUAAUGAAUUCCACUUGUAUAAAGUAAUAACUGCAUUAGUAACAUCGUUCAUUUAUGAUUACGACUCGUAUGGGGCUAACGAAAAGAGAAAACUGAAGGCAAUGUUCCAAGACACAAUAGCAACAUUAUUAUCUAAUCUAUAUAGUAAAGCUAAUAGCGAUAUGCUGGUCGAUGAUAUUAGAAGUAUUCAAGCUAGACUAUCGAGGCUCUAAAAAUGUAUACGGGUUAUUAUUUUUUUAACAUUUUAAACUGAUAUUUUUGCAAAUGUUCGGAAUCGAAUAAUAUGUUCAAGUUGUUAAUAGUUGGUGUCAUUUUAAUUUCAAAUUAUACAUUAAUGUUCAUUUUGUAUAUCUGUUCAGUCAGUUAAUUCUGUUUAGCUUAUUUGUUAUUGCAUAAAUACUAUGAGUGAAGCGGUUUUAUUUGCUUUGAUAUAACUUUUUAGUAAAGAAUGUUUACACUGCCAAAAAGUUUCCAAACAUGUAUUUAAAUAUAUGCCUAAUUUGGUUUGUAUUAAUUAUCUCUAUAUAUCCUUUUUUCUUUUGGAAACUUUUUAGUUUGAAGUUAGUAAAUUCUUGAAAUACCUUUAACAUAGUUCAAUUAAAUCGAGUAUAAGACACAUAACGUUGGUCCACAUUUUGUACUAUUUUUAACUAUGCAUAUGCAAAUGAAAUAAAAUUGCGAACAAUUUUUCAUUUCAUUUACGUUUCACUCUAAUACUCGGUUUAAUUUUCUUGAUAAAUUAAUAUUAAUUAUACUACAUAAAUAUAAUAAUAAUAUGAGAUGUCAAAUAAAGGGAAUUUUAAAUUAGGAGAAUGUGUACCUUUUAAAUAAAUUGUGUAAGUCGCAGUCUAUAAUUUGGAUUAAUCCACAAAAAAAUUUUCAAAGUAAUAAUUAUGAAGUAUUUAAAGCAAAGGACUCGAGAUCAUACCACAUUUUACUGCUUUAGGUUUUUAAAUCGUUUUAUUAAAAAAAAAACAAUUAUAUUUCAAUCACUCACAGUAAUUUAUCUAUAUGUGACAUAACUUAUACAUUUAUGUAUAUCGAAAGCAAAAUCGAUCUCUUUUAAACACUCAUUAAUAUAGUUUUUAGUAGGCAUGGGUAACACUGUGUUGAGUUAGCCUUUUGAAUUGUUGCCAAUCUGUGCGCUAAUGAGUUAUAACUCACUGCGCCGCACUUUGAUUUUGAUUGAUUGAUUAAAGCUUAAAGAGACAAAAAUUAAAGAUUGCCACAUUAGUAGCUUAGUUAUAGUGUGAAUUUAGUUCCUAUUCAGCUCUUGGUUACUUAACAUGAAAUUUUCCAACUUGAAAUAAAAGGCAAAAUUUGAAUAUGAUUGUAGCGUAGAUUCCCCCUCCAUUCGAGGGCGCCUCUGUCUCCUCUUGUGGAGAGCGGGAAUCACGACCUUGUCCCUGCAUGACAAGGUGAUGGAUGCGCACAAUAAAACUAAGAUUUAAACAAAAAAAUUAGUUCGGCGCGUAGGGAUGCCAGGUACUUGUUUUGGGUAGUACCCCCCUGCUUGCGCGCGAUUCUGCGCUCAAUGUGAACUACCAAUAAUAAAAGAAAACAAAACAAACAACAAAACCACACCGAACAAACAGAACUGCAACCAACUACAAUUAAUAAUAUAUAAAAUAAACUAAAAUUACGGGAAUCUAUGGCUCGAGUACCUGUGGCGCGCACAAUUGUCCCACGUACUGCGGCGGGCAAAUAGUCUGGUCUCCGGGCGCGCACAAUAGUCUCGCGGUGGGUUCACCGGUUUUCCGGGGGAUCAAGGAGCAAGGAUGCUCCGGAAAAAACUGGAUUUCCUUGGAAUCCAGCACU
This is a messenger RNA of Dendroctonus ponderosae (mountain pine beetle), 5945 nucleotides long. RefSeq names its product nuclear pore complex protein Nup154 (gene Nup154). The record is from RefSeq and is a predicted model, not a curated record. The transcript has 19 exons. Lineage: Eukaryota; Metazoa; Arthropoda; Insecta; Coleoptera; Curculionidae. Gene Ontology annotation, molecular function: structural constituent of nuclear pore. The coding region runs from base 266 to 4339 and encodes 1357 amino acids. Gene Ontology annotation, biological process: protein import into nucleus; transcription-dependent tethering of RNA polymerase II gene DNA at nuclear periphery; protein localization to nuclear inner membrane. Gene Ontology annotation, cellular component: nuclear pore inner ring; nuclear pore.